Molecule: messenger RNA, 744 nt
Organism: Paramecium tetraurelia
Lineage: Eukaryota; Ciliophora; Oligohymenophorea; Peniculida; Parameciidae
Exons: 1
Source: RefSeq, a predicted model, not a curated record
AUGCUAUCCAUUAUUAAAUUUUAAUAUUCAAGAAGAAAAGAGCAUUUGGAGCAGUUUGAGAAGGAAGAAGCAGCAAGACUAAGAGAAAGAUACCAAUAAACUAAAGCUCAAUACUCAGUGGUGUCAGAUUUUAUAAAAAUCAUCAAAUGGAAGGCCUUGAAAUAUGCAAUCUUUGCAUUUGGGGCAUAUUUUGCAUAUCAAAUGUAUGAUACUGCAGAUAUAUACUUUGACAAAAAAAUAAGGAUUUUACCAUUAAAAGCAUAAUAUGAAAGGCCUCUAGCAGAUACUACAAUUAAUCUAUUGUAAUUAGAAAAAAACCUUGAAAUGGAUUCUGAGUUGGCUGAGAAAGUCAAACCUUAUACUUUAUUCGUUUUGGAUGAAAAUUAUCCUAUUUUUACUUUGUUUCCUAAUGAUGUUAUAGUUGCAAACAAGAAAUUGUUGCGAUAAGUUAACUCUUAAUAAAUUUAAUAAUUAAUAUAAUUUUGCAAAACUCACAAUGAAUUGAGGACAUCUUGCAAUUUAUUGGAUUUAAAAUACAUACCAACAUUGACUUUUAUGAAACUUAGAAGUUUUAUCAAUUUAAAGAAGAUGAAUCAGAUCGUAUUAGCAAGAGAAUACUUCUUUUUGCCAGUUCCAGAAGAGUUGGAAAUUUAGAAUGAAGAAAUUUAACGCUUAAUGAGAUAAUAUAAAAAUGUUGAAUAGGGUCCGCUUUCAUUUAUUUUAUAACAUUAAUAUAUUUUAUGA